UUCAGGACAACAUUUUCUUGAGUUUAAAUGCAUCAUGUCUGUGUACAAGAUUUUUUUAUUAUAGUUUUUAACACAAAAUGUUAUGAAUCUGUAUAUAGAAGUAUUCAUAAAUACAAUUACUAUUCGCCGCUGUACGCCUCUGGGUUUCCUGGAGCAGCUGCCGCGAAGAACAUGCGCGUUUAGUUUCCUGUCACUGACGGCUUCCCCUCCAGCACCGACCGAGCGUUAGAAUCACCACCACGGUGGAGAUGUGAGCAACUACCCGGGAUCUACGAUUCACUCAUAAACACGUGAUGAUGGAGCCUUUUGGAUACACAGAUUUCAGCGGUCCUCUCACCACUUUCGUACCGGCCGGGGUUUCAGUGUAGAUUUUGACUAGAUGUUCAAUUUUUCUCCGUCGUCUUCGCCAUAAUUUACGUACUGCAACGUUUAACCUGGUAUUCAACACGUACUGCGUCUCAGUCCGGAGCUCAGAUGCGGAUCUUGGAGUGCAGACAGGUGCUGAGGUGGGAUACUUCUCCUGAGGAUCCAUCCAUCGGAGAGUCUGAGGCGAACAUCUCUGCUUUGGACCACACUGAGUGAGUGGACGGAUGGCCACUUAGUUUCUCCAGAUCAACUGUGCUCAGCUAAACUCAGUUUAAUUCAGAUCAGAUCAGCGCAAUUGCACAAAACCUGACCCGACCGCUCAGUCCAACAGUCAGCUCAACCCACCAAAAGAACCGAGAGAUGGAUCAUGUUUAGAUCUUGAUGAACUCGGGAUGUCUACGAGGAAAGUGCUGCAGACUCUUUCUGGAGCCACUCUGACUUUUUUCAUAAUUGUGCUGGUGGAUUUACAACUGCGCACUUGGAAACCCCGGGGUCCCAAUGCUUCCUCAUACCUCGGGGACUUUGAGCAUCACCACCCAGUAAAAGGGAGUAAGGAGCUGCUCCACCGUCUGGGAGAUUCUGUGCCCCCAGCAACGGGCAUCUCUCAGCUGAACCCAAAGUAUGAUCUAGGAAAAACAUUACGGAGGACCAAGAUUGCUCAACUGCAGCCGGAAGAUAUCUUUAUUGCAGUCAAGACCACUGGCAGGUUCCACAGCUCUCGUCUGGCUUUGCUGCUGGACACGUGGAUAUCCAGGACCAAGGAACAUACCUACAUCUUCACUGACACUAAGGAAGAGGACUAUGUCUUAAAAGGCUUCAACAUUGUGCUCACCAACUGCUCCCCUGAGCACAGUCACCAGGCGCUGUCCUGCAAGAUGUCGGCAGAGUACAACACUUUCAUGGCCUCCGACAAAAAGUGGCUGUGCCAUGUAGACGAUGACAACUAUGUGAACCCCAGGGUACUGCUGUCCUUGCUGUCCGCCUUCCCUCCUGACAGUGACAUCUAUGUGGGCAAGCCCAGCUUGGAUCGGCCAAUAAGAGCCCACGAACUACUGUCGAACAAUAAAACGAGAGAAGUGGAGUUCUGGUUUGCCACAGGAGGGGCGGGGUUCUGUCUCAGUCGGAGGUUGGCACACAAAAUGGCACCCUGGGCCAGCGGUCCUAGGUUUGAGCAGACGUCAGCAGUGAUUCGUCUGCCAGAUGACUGCACCGUGGGCUUCAUUGUGGAGCGUCGCCUGGGCAUCCCCAUGGUGCACAGUCCCCUGUUCCACUCCCACCUGGAGAACCUGCAGCUGCUUUCACCCAGCCAAAUACCUCUACAGGUGACCCUCAGCUAUGGCCUGUUUGAGAACAAGAUGAACAGCGUGGUGCUGAGGGGAACCUUCUCCAGUGAGGAUGAUCCUUCCAGGUUUAAGACUGUCCACUGUCUCCUGUACCCGCUGACAAACUGGUGUCCCUGACUCCUGCAUUCAAAAAAUGAUCAGAGCUCUUGGAAAGUUACAAAGACAUACAAGUUUUAAUGGAUAGGAAGUGGUUCAAGUGGCCGGUGCCAAUGAUGUCAGAUGUUCCACCCCUUUUAGUAUUGGGUCCACGUUGCCAGUUGCUACUCUAUUUAGUACUGGCUUUGGUACUGGUGGUGGUAUCAGAGGAUGGAGACAUUGUUUGGCGAAUAGAGGAAGCCCUUAUCCUAUUAACCUCACUAGAUCUCCUUGACUUGCAGCUGUCAAGUCACUGGAUUUUCUUGACUGCUUUGUGUGGAUGGACUUGCAUUGGCCUGCAGCUGCUUGAGACUUCCCUUCUAAAGCAAUAAAAAAACAAGCAAGAGAACAUUGUGCCCAUGGUCUGCAGAAUUCUUUGACUACGAUAGGAACCGUACUGGAGACAUAACGAUCCUGACUGUCUGCUGACCUGGAUGACCGGUCCUGAGCUGCAGGGACGGAGGUUUUUCCUGAGUGGAUGUUUGCAAUGAUUGUAGAUACAAGUUUUCUUUGGACUGUGAUUAAAUGUGGCCUCAUUGCACAGAUGUUUCCACUGGUUAUAUGGAGCUAUGGGGCGGAGGUCAGCAUGUGCAGUGCACUGGUCAUUGUCGAUCAGUGGAUGGAAAUUUUUUCUAACUGUUGACUUUAGAGCAGUGAAAGAGGCCAAUUUUCAAAAAGUAGCUGCCUACAGGCUUUUUAUGAAAUGAUGGAUGAUAUCUAUUCGGUUAAUUCAUUUCCUCAUUUUAUACAGAGACACAUAUUAAAUGCAAAUAUGCAUAGUUUAUAUAUAAAGGAAUUGAGAUUUGUCAUAGAAAUGUGCCAAAAUGACCUAUGCUCAUCUUCCUGCCCAGAAGCAUAAUGCAAUCUGUCAUGAAAUUGUGAUAUGAACACAUGUCAAAAUUCAUGCAACUGCAAUAUCUGAUUGUAGCAUUUAAUCAGAAGCAAAAGGCAUUACAGUACAACUGUGGCUACAUAUUUCAUUUUAAAUGAUUAUAUUGUGCUCACGCCUUCUCAUGGCAUGUAUAUAAUUCCAUUGCCAGGGUUGUUGUUAUGCCCAUCUCAUAAAGUAUGGAAGAGACUAGAACUGAUGCAAGUGCUUUAGGGUCAAGGGAAAAACUGAUAAAAUGUUUGAAGUUGUAACUAUAUUUUUGCCUCUUCACUGCCAUGAAUCCCCUCCAUUUUCAUUGCAGUGCUCCUCUGCUUUUUCCUGCUCCUUCAUUUAUCAGUUAAAAUUUUACUGUUGCCCUGUUGUUUUGUUUGGAGAAAAUGUGUGUUACUCAGGACUGAACAAAUGCAGUUUGUUCGAGCUCAUGGAUAUGUAAAUGCCGAGUUCAAGGAGUGAGGCCUGAUUUCUUUCCAUGGUCAUCUAGACCUUUAUUACUAAUGUUAGUGGGUUGGUAUGGGGGUGGCAGCAGCUAUUAAAUUCACUUGAAAGAGCCAACCUACAGACCCAUUCUUCCUAUUUAAUCUUUUUAUGUCUCCAGUUUUCUCAGUGCAUCUUUUCCUGCAUUUUCAAGCUGGACUUGAGGAAGAGUUCAAGUUUCAACCCAUUUUGAAGAUCAUAAUGAGACAUCAAGGAAUAAAGUAUAAUGACACCCCAUAUUUCUGCAUUGGUGGAAUGAUUAAAUGAUUAUAUUGUGGUUAUUGAGGCCAUCUGAGAUGUGCUUUGAAAGUUACUGUCAGUUUUGUGUCAUUGUUAUUUGUACAGAAACCACCC
Scleropages formosus (Asian bonytongue) is the source of this 3561-nucleotide messenger RNA. RefSeq names its product MFNG O-fucosylpeptide 3-beta-N-acetylglucosaminyltransferase (gene mfng). The transcript has 9 exons. Gene Ontology annotation, cellular component: membrane. NCBI's taxonomy places the organism in Eukaryota, Metazoa, Chordata, Actinopteri, Osteoglossiformes, Osteoglossidae. The coding region runs from base 759 to 1826 and encodes 355 amino acids. Gene Ontology annotation, molecular function: glycosyltransferase activity. The record is from RefSeq and is a predicted model, not a curated record.